AUGUCUAGCGAGGUCACGCUCAGUGUCGUUGACAACGACCUGAAAGACGUAAUUCAAAACUUCUUUGAGAUUCAGUCGGCGGUCCAUGGAUAUCUCGGGCCAGAAACACAGCAUGAGCUCGUUAGGAAACUGUCAGUUACCCGUUCAUAUCUGCAUACUGUAUUGCAUGGAUUAUUUUGUUAUCGAUUACUGAUAUUUGUCCACAUGUUUAGAAAGUCUCUUACCAUAUCCCUUAAAACACUAUCUGAUCAUACUACCCUGGAUCCAGCGCAUGCAGAUGCUGCAUCAAAACAACCCAACUCCAACCCUGCGCUGCCACAAGCGGAUCCGCCACUGCACACCAUCAAGCUACCGCCGGAGAUCGUUGACUACGUAGAUGCAGCGCGUAACCCAGACAUAUACACGCGAGAAUUCGUUGAGUUGGUUCAAAAAGGAAACCAGGAUUUAAAAGGAAAAGCUGAAGCUUUCUCUUCUUUCAGAGACACUCUUGCACGGGAGAUGGCUAGCGCAAUGCCCGAGUGCAAAAAGGAGGUGAUACGGGUUGUUAAAGCGACCGGCGGCGAUGCCCAACAACUAUAG
Molecule: messenger RNA, 579 nt
Organism: Trichophyton verrucosum HKI 0517
Lineage: Eukaryota; Fungi; Ascomycota; Eurotiomycetes; Onygenales; Arthrodermataceae
Exons: 2
Coding region: 1-579 (192 amino acids)
Biological process (GO): regulation of transcription by RNA polymerase II
Cellular component (GO): mediator complex
Molecular function (GO): transcription coregulator activity
Source: RefSeq, a predicted model, not a curated record